Molecule: messenger RNA, 1473 nt
Organism: Ustilaginoidea virens
Lineage: Eukaryota; Fungi; Ascomycota; Sordariomycetes; Hypocreales; Clavicipitaceae
Exons: 3
Coding region: 1-1473 (490 amino acids)
Biological process (GO): ubiquitin-dependent protein catabolic process
Cellular component (GO): COP9 signalosome
Source: RefSeq, a predicted model, not a curated record
AUGGACCAUGUACAUGGUGCCUUGACGGCCUUGGUUCCGCUCGACCCUUCGACAAAGUCUGGCCUGGAAGCUUACGACGCCUCGAUUCGACAAUACCUGGCGACUUUGAGGAAGAGUGCCGCUGAAAUUCAAGCGGUAGUCCUGAGCGACCCAGAGGGAAUCUUCAAGAUUCUAGAUCCCGCCCAACAUUCAAUCGGCUACCUACACGUACUGGAUAUUCUGCUGAGCCCCAGCAAUUCCGCUCCGCUUCCCAUCUCGUCAAACGUAUUGCUCGACAAGAUUGUCGAUUUCCUGCUAAAGUUUGAUCACAUUCAGGUCCGAUAUGUCGGGCCAGAGAUGCUUGCCCUCAUGGAGAGGGUGGGUAGCGGCCAGCUCUUUUCGCCAUUGGUCUCAGUUUCCUUACUGUCCCAAGCGAUGAAAAAGAUUGACGCCAGGACGUGCUUGUUCACUUCGACACAUCUGCUGCUGGCUAGGCUAGCGUACCAUUCCAACGCCGUCGACGAAGCCAUGGAAGUCCUUGGUGGCGCCAUCUACCUCUACCCAAACAUGGCCGGCUCAAAGGAGAACAAGCUCCUCUGCGACCCGACGCUGGCCCCGUUUUCCUACCUGUCUGCGCAAACGGGCCUUAGCGGGACGGUUCGGCCCUCGAUGAUUCUGGAGUACGACCACAUCAGAGGCCUGAUUUACACGUCCAGGCGAGAUUGGGGCAAGGCUGAGGCAGCCUUCCAGCAAGUGAUAUCCUACCCGUGCAAGGAGCGAGUCGUCAGCAAAAUCAUGGUGGACUCGUACAAGAGAUGGAUUUUGAUAGGGCUACUCAGAAGAGGCAAAGCACCCACGACGCCUGCCUUUACAUCGUCAAACGCGAAUUCCUGCUACAUGACUGCAGCCAAGCAUUACUUGAACGUGGCGGAAACAUUUGGCACAACCGGUGCCGGGGUUCUCAAGUCGCUGGUGGAGGAAAACGCUGCGACCUGGGAAGAGGACGGGACGGCAUCCCUCAUGGCCGAGAUUCUGUCGUCGUACCAAAAAUGGCAGGUUCUUGGCCUGCGCGACGUCUACCAACGGAUAGGGCUCGCGCGAAUCCGAGCAACGACACUCAGCGCCGAGACGGGGACGGCUUUGGAAGACGACGACGCAGUUGCCGCCUUGCUGCGCGACAUGAUGGAGUCCGGGAUGCUCCAGGGCGAACUGGAGCAGCAGGGCGAUGAGCGGUAUCUGCUGUUCAGCCCGGACAGCGACGUGGUGUCGGAGGCGGAGUUUGCCAGGAUGAUUGCGCAGAGCCACCACAAUAUCCGGCUACUCGGGCGGCAGUACCAGCUGGUGAAUGAUCGGUUGAGCGGUAGCAAGGAGUACGUGAGACAGCUCGUGAAGGAGCAGAAGCGCGCGGAAAAGGAUGGCGUGGAUCCCGGUGUUGGGUUUGAUUCUCAAAUAGAGGACGAGGAUUUGAUGGCUGGCAUUUUGGCUCAUGUUUGA